AUGGCGCACCCCCACACCCACCCGCGGCACUCCGUAGCCGUGGUGCUGCAGUGCUUGUCGGCGUACGCGCGCAGCGCCAAGCCGGCGCGCCUCGCGGCCCUGGUGCCGCCCCUGCCCCGGCCCGUGGUGGAGGUGCUGAGCGCCCUGGCCGACGCCGUGCUCAUGCUGGUGCUGGCCGUGUACUACGUGCUCGAGGCGGCCGUCUUCGAGCUGCUGCCCAGGAGGUUGACGUCGAAGAGCGUCGACGGCCAGGUGGUGCUGGUGACGGGCGCGGCCGGCGGCCUGGGCAGGCACUUGGCGGCGCGGUUCGCGCGGCUCGGCGCCACCAUCGUCGCGUGGGACGUCAACGAUGACGGCGUGGCGGAGACGGUGCGGCAGGUGCGCGCGGCGGGCGGCCUGGCGCGAGGCUACGUCGUGGACCUGGCCGACCGGCAGGCAGUGUACCGGACGGCGGCGCUGGUCAAGAGGGAGGUCGGCCCGGUCGACAUCCUGGUGAACAACGCGGGGGUGGCGUUCGGCAGGACCUUCAUGCACCUGACGGACCGCCAGAUCGAGACGACGUACAACGUCAACAUCCUGGCGCACUACUGGACCGCCAAGGCCUUCCUGCCCGAGAUGAUGCGCGCCAACCGCGGCCACAUCGUCACCGUGUCCAGCGUGACGGGGCUCAUGGGCUGCUACCGCUGCACCGACUACUCCGCCUCCAAGUUCGCCACCGUCGGCUUCCACGAAAGCCUCUUCACCGAGCUCAAGGUGCAGGGCUACGACGGCAUCCACACGACGCUGGUGUGCCCGUACUUCAUCGACACGGGCAUGUUCGCGGGAGUGAAGCCCAGGUUGAUGCCCAUGCUGGAGCCAGCGCGCGCCGCGGACGACAUCGUGGACGCCGUGAGGACGAACCAGGUGACGGUCACGCUGCCCGGCUCCAUCCGCUACCUGCUGCCGCUUAAGAGCCUGUUCCCGUCCAAGCUGAGCUGGGCCCUCAUGUACCGCAUGAUGCAGGGCCCGCAGGCCAUGAUGGGCAUGAAGCCGCGGCUGUGAGCGAGCCCCGGGGAAGGGAACCCAGGGAACCAAGGCAACCCCCUCCCCCAGAGAGUCGCCCUCAGGGCCGCAGGCCCCGCUUGCCCUUGCCCUGCCCGUCCCCGGAGCCCGGAGCCAAAGACUGCCGGAGGACUUGGAGAGCCGCGUCGCCGUCUUCGCCCCUACACUGCCCUGCACUCGCAAACCUUGCAACGCGCAGCGGCCGCUUUGUUCGACUCGCGAUUUGGCAGUGCCGUGGCGCCGUGGCUCGCCGCGCGCAUUGUUGCACACAGUGUGGUGUCGGCCCGGCCUCAUUGUCGCGCGAGAAAGCUUUUCGCCCCUCUUUUUGCGAGUGCCGCGUCCGACCAGGA
Messenger RNA from Thrips palmi, 1391 nucleotides. RefSeq names its product epidermal retinol dehydrogenase 2. NCBI's taxonomy places the organism in Eukaryota, Metazoa, Arthropoda, Insecta, Thysanoptera, Thripidae. The transcript has 9 exons. Gene Ontology annotation, molecular function: oxidoreductase activity, acting on the CH-OH group of donors, NAD or NADP as acceptor. The record is from RefSeq and is a predicted model, not a curated record. Gene Ontology annotation, cellular component: lipid droplet. The coding region runs from base 1 to 1041 and encodes 346 amino acids.